GUCAACCACACCAAAAGUGUAUUCCGCAAAGAUGUCUCAUUAUUGUGAUGAAUUUGGUGCGUGAAACUUUACCUCGCACGGGCUGGUAGAAUUUCGUGUCGCGGCCCUAUUGUGUUCAUCGUUCCUCGCCCAGUGGUUUUCACGUUUGGAACUGCAUUGCGAGGGUGCUAGCAUUGUCGAACAGCGUCGCGGCUACCGAGACAAACCAGUGAAAAGAUUGUUGUUGUUUACAAAGUGCAACGUUUCGAUUCCGCGAUACACGCAGUCAGCACUGUGCAGUGUGUGGCACGGAAAUUGUGCAUUUGCCUCAAAAUAGUUAGUUAAUAAAUCGUGUCCCAGACCAAGAAAUUGUGUGAGUGGCGGUUUUCAGAUGCAUAAGGUCCGUUUGGUGUAGUGUUCCGGAGUGCGGUAGUGGUCAGUGGCUGGUGCUGUUGGGUUUGUUGUGGGUCAGAGCGGAAGGGUGUUGCCUUUCGUAUCGGGCCAGCGUGCGCGGUGUGGUAUGGUGUGGUGCUGCAGCAUUCGUUGCAGUGGUGAGUGGUCGUGAGUGGUGCGGGAAAGGUGGUCAUGGUGCAGAAAGAAAGCUUAAAAAACGGGGUCAUCCUUCAGUCAGCGACUUCCACCCUAUCGGUGCACUGCGGAAGCUGUGAAAAGCGGGUCAGCUAGUGGAAAAAUAGAGCGCCCGAAAAAAAAGAAGAAGUGCCUUGCACUGUCUCGUGUGCGUGAGUGUGUGUUUGUUUUCGGGAAAAAGGGUGUGUUUGUGUGAGCGUGUGUGUGUGUGUGCAUGGUGGAAACGGCCACACGGGUAGAACACUUUGACAAAGGCCCGCGUGCCAGAAGCUGGAUACGUAUGAGCGCCCUGGCAGCGGAAGUAGCUUGGUAAAGCUGGGCCACCACCACCACCACCCCCACCCAUCGUUGUGCCGGUGCUGGUCGCAAACUCAUGGAGAAAGUUGCUGUCUUGGCGGGUGGUCACGCAAACAGCACGAGGAGAAGCAGUGGUGGCAGCAGCCAAGCAGCCGCGCGGGAAAGGAUGUCGCGUCGUAAGAAUCUUGCCGGCCUGUGUGCGGCCACCGUCGUCUUCAUACUGGUGGUGUACGCCAGCCAGCGGUACACGUCCAACAGUUACGGCACGGAAUACUUCCGGCCCCGGGAACGUCCGGCCAAUCUGCGAAUGCUCAACUCUCACAAGUACUACGGGUCACGAUCGUACGGUGGAGCGGCGGGUGGCGGAGCCGGUGGAGCAGGCACCUCGUACGACACGUAUCCACCGAUGCCAACGGCGCACAACUCCACCAUCAGCAUCGAGGACGUGCUAAGCUAUCAGCGGGCACUGAUAGCGGCCGAAUGUACCGACAGUUCCUACGGCGAGCGAAAGCUUCCGGACGGGUUGACGCUCGAGACGGGCGGUAAGCCGACGCGCAGCCUCAUCAUCACCACCUGGCGUUCCGGGUCCACGUUCCUCGGCGACAUACUGAACGCGCUGCCCGGCAACUACUACCACUACGAGCCGCUGCUCGACUUUGACAUCGUGCAGAUCCGCGGCCCACCGAACGAUAGUGUGGCGCUGCACAAUCUGCGCCAUUUGCUGCACUGCGACUACGGCGAGAUGGAGAACUACCUCGACUUUGGCCGGACGCACAACUAUCUGUUCAGCCACAACACGCGGCUCUGGCAGCAGUGCGUACGGUUUCCCCAGUUUUGCUACGAGCCCCGCUUUCUGGGACCGUUCUGCCGGUUGUUUCCGCGCCAAAGCAUGAAGGUGGUACGGUUGCGUGCCGCGCUUGUGACGCCCCUGCUCGAGGAUGAAAGCCUUAAUGUACGUGUGGUGCUGCUAAUACGAGAUCCACGGGGGUCAAUGCAGUCGCGAAAGCAUCGUGUCUGGUGUCCCGGACGGCCGGACUGUGAUGAUCCCAGCACGGUCUGCAGUGAUAUGCAGCUCGACUAUGAGGCGGCCAUUGAGCUAAGCCAGCGUUUUCCACGAAGGUUUCGGGUUGUGCGGUACGAGGACCUGUCGCUGAAUCCGUACAAGAUGACCAAAGAAAUACUGCAGUUCUACGGGCUUCCAUACCAUCCGGAGGUGAAGAUGUUUCUCGACACGCACACCAAGCAGGACGUCGGUGGCGUUAGCUCCACGUAUCGCGACUCCAAAUCGGCCCCCUUUCACUGGACGAAGGAUCUCACGUUCGAUGAGGUAAAAAUCAUACAGGACAGCUGCGUGUCGGCGAUGCGAAGCUGGGGCUACCGGAAUGCUACCAGCGAGCGGGAACUGUACGACAACUUUAACCCACUGCUACCGUACAGCGUUUCGUGAGACUUCGACACUUCGAUUGGGGCGUGCUGCUGCUAUCGUGCAUCGGUGAGCUGCAAGUUGUCACAGCAAGUACGAGCAGAAGACGCAUGCAUUAUCACGAAGAGAAAAGCAAUGCCAAACAAUGCAUAUAAAAAAAGGAAGGAAGGAAAACAAUGUAGCAUCUGUGAUUUAAGAAAAAUAGAUUGAACGACGCGACGUUCGGCUACGCGAAGCAGGAGGACAACGACGGUGCACACGCACCGGGACGACGGUUUUGGUUUCAAAUUGUUUAUCAGCCAGUCAGGCUAGUUACUACGGUAAGCAUUGAGCGCUUGAUUUUAUAGAGACAUAAGGACCGAAGAAACGCAUGAUAGGUUUACGCUAAGCGAUACGUUGCCCGGGUGUGUAUUAGCAGGUAUUAGGUUUUGGGUUUUACGUUCGUUUCGCAAGACUGGAAGCUGCUGUUUUGCCUUCUCAACUUGAUCCAGUAGAACUAAUAGUAGUAGCAGAGCAGACAUCCUUACCACCAUCGGUAGCAAGCAUUUUACAUAGGCCACGGUGCAACAACUCGCAGGCAAUAGAAGGGACAAAUCGCUACGGUAGGUCGGUUCGAUAGCAAAUAGAGGUUUAAAUUGAACACUCACACACACACACAAAAGCAAAUGCAUAGUAUUAUCAAAAAUAGGAGGAAGGAAACCUGGCGCCUAGCCUAUCACGAAGCUCACGGGGUAGAUGGGAUGAGUAGAGAUCGAGCGACCGGGCGCGCACGCUCGAACGCGCGAAACGACCGGCCGUUUGUUGAGCUGUCGAGCAGCAGCCCAUUCACUUAGAGUGCCUUUUUUUGCUGUUUCACUACUGAACUAUUCACUAACCGGUUAGUAAGUACAUUUAACGGUAAAACAAAAAGAAAGCGAGCAUAUAAACACACAUACCAACACACCCACAUACAAUCACUCUAUUCAAUCACUCUUGUAGAGCCUAGUUAUAUAUACAUUUAGUAACUAAAAUAGAUGCGAACAGAUGUCCCCGGGCGUGUCCUUCCGGUGGCACGCCGGCGCGAGCUACUUUCAAUCUUUCUAUAUCCACUCCGUUCCUUACGAUCCCGGAAGGAUCGGGUUAGAGUGUAACGCGGUGUUCGCAGAUACUUAAUGAAUUGCAAUGCUGAUGUAAAGUAAUAAUGUAGUUGCGUUAAAGAACAAAAAAACAAAACACUCACACACCCCACACAUACACACACACGGUCGUUUGUAGUUUCGCUCUUUACUACAAGCGCGGCAAAUUUAGUGAGCGAAUCCGUGCGAAGAUAAGGAAGGCGAGGAAUUCUGAUUUGCGUGAUAUUAUUGCGUACGGUUAUGUGGAUUAUGUUAUUGUCUCUCUUAAAAAAAAUUAGCGCCCGAGCCCCCAUGCUUUCCGAUUGCGUGCGUCACGUGUGUGAUGGACGGCGGGGUUUCGUUUUAAUUAAUUCAAUUAAUUGAAGUAACGCAAUGGAACGCGAUGGAAGAAGAAAAAAGCAAGCAUUACCUUUUCAUUAUGGCCAAAAUUUAGUUAUUUAUUAUUAGAGAAGAAAAAACAGUGGAUAAAAACGAGAGUUCCCCAAUUUCAAACCACCAUAUCCUAGGUGCGGCGUUACAGCGUAACGGCGUAACGGCGUUACUUUCAAAUGCACGACGACACACGUGGUUUAGGAAACGGUCCUAACGGUCGCAGUAGGCUAUGUGUUGUGUUUUUUUUUUGUUUACAAAAGUAUGUAAUGCGUGCGUGUACGCAAAACCAACAGUUCCUUUUUCGUUUCAGUUUCGUUGUUUUUCGUUUGCGAUUGAUAAUAUAUGAACUAAACACUAAAAAAAAAAAUGGAAACCGCACGACGACGUGUAUUUCAAUGGAAUUGAUAUAGGUAAUAGAACAAAUCGGAGGCGAAAUUUUGAAUUUUGAACAAAGUUGCUGGCGGACACUGCUCAAGAACAAACCGAUCAAAUAAAGUAAGAUUAAUUUAAC
This is a messenger RNA of Anopheles stephensi (Asian malaria mosquito), 4285 nucleotides long. Its product is annotated as carbohydrate sulfotransferase 1-like. Bases 941 to 2311 code for a protein of 456 amino acids. Lineage: Eukaryota; Metazoa; Arthropoda; Insecta; Diptera; Culicidae. The record is from RefSeq and is a predicted model, not a curated record. Gene Ontology annotation, molecular function: N-acetylglucosamine 6-O-sulfotransferase activity. The transcript has 5 exons. Gene Ontology annotation, biological process: sulfur compound metabolic process; N-acetylglucosamine metabolic process.